Molecule: messenger RNA, 408 nt
Organism: Postia placenta MAD-698-R-SB12
Lineage: Eukaryota; Fungi; Basidiomycota; Agaricomycetes; Polyporales; Adustoporiaceae
Exons: 1
Coding region: 1-408 (135 amino acids)
Source: RefSeq, a predicted model, not a curated record
AUGAACUCCCUUACACUCGAGAUACCCCCCAUCCCUGUGCCUAUCUGGAGCGAUGGAACCACUCCCACGCCCAUAGGGGCGUUCGAGGACGAUCGCCAGGAGUUCGAACGAAACCGGUGGAAGUUCGAGAAAGAUCGCCAGGAGUUCGAACGACACCGGUGGGAGUCCGAGCGCGGCCAAUGGUCCAAUUCGCAGGGACCCAACCACGACAACAUGAAGCAGUCGACGAAGUGGGUCACCAGAGAUUUCGCGGUCUCGCAGGACACAGACUUUGAAAGUGAGCGCCAGGCGUUCGAGAGAGACAGAUGGGCAUUCGAGAGAGACAGAUGGGCGUUCGAGAGGGAUCGGUGGGCAUUCGAGCGAAAGAGGUGGGAACACGAGCGCGAGCAGUGGAAACGUGCGUCAUGA